This is a messenger RNA of Venturia canescens, 1720 nucleotides long. Its product is annotated as odorant receptor 9a-like. Gene Ontology annotation, cellular component: plasma membrane. The coding region runs from base 129 to 1379 and encodes 416 amino acids. Gene Ontology annotation, molecular function: odorant binding; olfactory receptor activity. The record is from RefSeq and is a predicted model, not a curated record. Lineage: Eukaryota; Metazoa; Arthropoda; Insecta; Hymenoptera; Ichneumonidae. The transcript has 5 exons. Gene Ontology annotation, biological process: sensory perception of smell; detection of chemical stimulus involved in sensory perception of smell.
AUUAAUAAUUAGUCUUUGCUCCCUACUCUGAGCGUUGAUAUAUGCGCAAGACUGUGACUGGAAGUUCCUUAGCUUCGCGAGCAAAUGCCAAGUUCGGGUAGUAUCUUUCAAGCCGCCGAGAAACAAUAAUGUCACUCGAAAUGAAGCCUCGCAAGAGAUCGAUGAUUGAUAACGUCGAAGAUAACAAAAAAUUUGAAGAGGAUACGGAAUGGAGUAUACUUUAUACACAAAAAUUGCUCGCGAUGCUCGGUAUUUGGCCAUUCGUAAAAGAAGUUGCAAACAAAAAAGAACUUCUAAGGGGGUUCCUGUUAAUCUCGACGAGCUUGGUGCUAAUUGCGUUUAUCAUGGUACCACUAACAAUUUACGCGGCACGGCCAAAUCAAACAUUGAAAAAAAGAAUGAAAGUGUUCGGACCAAUUGUUAUUCGUGUGGCGAAUCUAAUGAAAUGGUACUGGAUUAUUUAUCGUCGCAAGGAGAUCAAGAUCUGUUUCGCUCACCUUAAAAGCGAUUGGAAGAUGGCCUCGAAUGUCUGGGAUCGGGAAAUUAUGAUAAAAAAUGCUUCUGUUGGCCGUCGAAUAACUUUCGUCUCUCUCAUAUUCAUGUACAUCACGGCUGGAUUUUACCAAAUCGUAUUGCCGUUCUUACGUGGCAAAAAAGUUGAUGCUUUCAACCGAACGAUCCGACCAUUCGCUUAUCCCGUUUACGAUAAAUUUCCCAGUGCCCAAUCCUCUCCUCAAUACGAAAUCAUUUUUUACACCACCUUCAUCUCGGCUUUAGUCACUUAUACAACUAUUAUCGCUGCCUGCGGAUUAGUCGCCACUUUUGUUACUCACGCUUCUGGCCAAAUUGAAAUUAUCAUGUACCGUCUCAAUACUUUAUUCGAUAAUAUGAAUGACGAUCUCCAACUUCUCAAUACUCGCGUUGGCGUCGUCAUACGGAGUCACGUUAGAGUACUCAGAUUGACAGAUACGAUUGAAGAGGCACUUAGAGAGCUUUGUUUUACGGAAGUAAUUUCUUCGACUUUUCUAAUAUGCUCGCUCGGAUGGCGAGUGGCGCAAUGGCGAACCGGUGACCACUUAUCAGCUUUUGCCUACUUUCUUUAUCUAGUUACAAUAACUUACAAUCUCUUCAUAUUUUGUUACAUUGGAGAGCUUCUCAAAGAACAGUGUGCUCUCAUUGGAAAAGCCACAUACUUGAUAGAUUGGUGGAAAAUGCCGGGAAAAACUGGCCAAUCAUUGAUACUGAUAAUUGCAAUGGCAAACAUUCCUCGCUCAUUAACAGCCGGAGGAAUAAUGGAACUCUCGGUAACAACUUUCGCCUCUAUUGUAAAAACCGCAGUGGCUUAUAUAAGAUUUAUCAUGUCUCGUGAAUGGCACUGAACGACUUACGAGAAAGAAAACAGGACAGGGAAGAAUCGAAAAAAAUGUUUCACGGACUCAGAUUCGUUGCUGUAUAUGCGUUCCGAAAGUUCGUAGACCAACGUAAUCAGAUAAAAAAUGAGAAACAGGCGCUCGCUAUGUACCUUCCCCUUUCAAAAGUUGCAUCGAAUCGCUGCCGCGAUUCUCCGCUUCCUCCUAACUUUUAUACGAAGUAAACGCUUAUAUGAAUGACGCAGACUUUCCGAUCCCAUACUAAACGCCGCAUCAUAAAAAAUGGUUUAUUUUUGAUGAGAUACUUGUUUUAGUCAUAUUGAUAAUUAAAAGUUAUGGUAAGCAUAUAA